AUGUCGGUAGGAAGUGUUUUAGUCGUCCUCCUACUCAAUCACAGCCUUGAGCUUGCCAAACAAACAAAGUGCAGCCGUCUGUUUGAGCUCAUAUUUUCAACGAAUACAGAACUCGAGCAGAGCUGCGGUAAAGAUGGUCCAACGUCCGAGAACUCCUCCUCCUCGCCUGGACACUGUCUGGAUACUUACAAUAACCAAUCACCCGUUUGA
Arctia plantaginis is the source of this 210-nucleotide messenger RNA. Lineage: Eukaryota; Metazoa; Arthropoda; Insecta; Lepidoptera; Erebidae. The record is from the annotation of a GenBank genome assembly.